This is a messenger RNA of Andrographis paniculata, 910 nucleotides long. RefSeq names its product endo-1,3;1,4-beta-D-glucanase-like. Gene Ontology annotation, molecular function: hydrolase activity. The coding region runs from base 39 to 749 and encodes 236 amino acids. NCBI's taxonomy places the organism in Eukaryota, Viridiplantae, Streptophyta, Magnoliopsida, Lamiales, Acanthaceae. The record is from RefSeq and is a predicted model, not a curated record. The transcript has 7 exons.
GACUCCAAUCUAAACUAAAAUUGGAAGAAUCUACACAGAUGGCAGGACAACAGUGCUGUGACAAUCCACCGACUCUCAGCCCCGGCGCCGGAGUUGGCCACGUCGAACAAAUCGGCGGUCUCAGCUCCUACGUUUGCGGUCCGCCUGAUUCCAAGCUCGCUGUGAUUUUUGUCCCGGAUGUUUUUGGUUAUGAAGCUCCAAAACUAAGGAGCUUUGCUGACAAAGUUGGGGCUGCUGGAUAUUACACUGUGGUGCCGGAUUUCUUCCAUGGCAAUGCAUAUGAUACUAAAGAACCUAUCAUGGAAUGGAUUAAGGGUCAUGGCCCGGAUCAAGGAUUCGAGGCAGCAAAGCCCGUGAUUGAAACUUUAAAAAGCAAAGGCGUAACCAAGAUCGGAGCUUUAGGCUUCUGCUGGGGAGCUAAGGUCGUCGUGGAACUUGCAAAGUACGCAUACAUCCAAGCCGGCGUGCUGCUGCAUCCUUCCUUCGUUACAACAGAAGACAUUCAAGCUGUGAAGGUUCCGAUAUCGGUGCUUGGAGCUGAGAUCGACCAAAUGUCUCCGCCGGAGCUGGUGAAGAAAUUCGAAGACAUCUUAAACGCUAACCCUGAGGUCGACGGGUUCGUGAAGAUAUUUAAAGGAAUGACGCACGGGUGGAGCUGCCGGUACAAAGACGAAGACGCGUCGGAGAUUCGAUCGGCGGAGGAGGCCCAUAAGGACGCGUUGGAAUGGCUUCAUAAGCAUAUCAAGUGAGUAUUUAUUUGUGUGGCUUGGCUUGGCUUGUCUUCUUUGUUGCUGAAACUUUUCUGUGUUGUGACUUUUCUUGCCAUUGAUGAACAAAAUAAAAUAAGGUAAGCUUGUCUGUAUUUUCUUGUGUUACUUGUGCUAUUACUAUAACACCUAUGGAUUGUUUA